AUGAGCGCGAAGCGUUCAUGCCGGCGGCCAGAGUUCCCGCUGCACAGCGACGAGCAGCAGCUGCCCUCGCAACAGCCGCCGUGGCGCAGCGACGAGCUCCUCUCGUCGAUCCGUCUCAUCGGGCGCGGCGGCGAGAGUGGCGAGGCUUUGCUCGGCGCUCUCGCUGGCGAGCAGUGCGACGGCGUUCUCGCAUCCACGAUGAGCCUCGAUGCCGCCUGGCUGCUGGCCACUCUCGGCGUGCGACCUGAGACGCCGGCGGUGAUCGCGUGCCACCACCCGGUCAAGUGCUGGGCGGGAGCGGCCGCCGACCGCCGCUCGGCCGCCUCUGGUGCGGUGCCCGGCUUCCGCAACGCGUGCCUAGUCUUCCCGCCCUUUUGCGACGCGCCGGACAAGCUUAAGGACUGGGCUCCGAAGCGGGAGGAGCAGGCCUACGAGGGGCUGCUCGGGUGCGUGCACCCUAAGGUGCUGGUGCUGCUCUUUCCCGACGCGGCCGUGGUGGUCGUCGCCACCGCCAACCUCAACCGAGGCGGCUGGGCGGCCGGCGGCGUGCGCAACCACCUCUGGCACCACUCCUUCCCGGUAGGCGCGGAGCUCGCCUGCCUCUUCGCCUCGAUGCUGGCGCCGUGUGCGCCGCACGCCGCCACCGUCGCCCUCUUUUGGCGUCUGGCGAGGUACGACUGGCGCGCGGCGCCUCCCAACGUGCAUCUGGUGACCUCGGCUCCAGGCAUCUUCCCGCUCCGCCCCGCCCCUCCGCCGCCCGGUUGUGUCGCGACGGUGCGGUGCGCGCUCGCGGGCGCGAGGCGCUACUACAGCGGCCUGCUCGACGCGCGCGACGUGAACGCCGCUCCCCCGAGGCGGGGCGAGGGCAGUGGCGACGGCGCGGGCGACGGCAGUGGCGACGUGGGCGGCGGAGGCGAGGGCAAGGGGUCGCGUCUUCUGCGCAUCGCCAAGGCUGCGCGCCAGCUGUGCCGGAGCAGCGGCGAGGUCGCUCUGGAGCUGCGCCCGCAGCCGGGCAAUCCACACGACGCGAACGCUAUCGCAGUCUGGAUGCCGGCGGCGCUGCGAGAGGCGCUGGCCGCGGCGGGCGGCGACGCGGCGGCGCUGCGGGAGGAGGAGGGGCAGCUCGGCUGCUUGCCCCGCGAGGUCGCGGCGUGGGCGAGCUCACUCUUUGGGUUCGGUGUGGUGCGCGGCUUUGAGGUGCUCACGCUGCACUUCUGGCUGCCCGCCGGCGGCCAGCCCUGCCUCGACUCGAACGGCGACGGCGGCGUGUGGGGGAGCCUGCUGCAGCUGCUCGGGCGGGCGGAGCGGCCGCGGGGUUUGCACCGAUUGCUUCAGCUCCUCGGCCGGACGCGCGAGCGUGGGAGGUUGUGGCGCAGCCCGCGCGAUGCCGCGGCGGACUACUACUCCACUUCCUCGCUGGGUAACCUGUACCAGAAUACGCGCUUCGCGCAGGCGUUCGUGCACGCGACGGGCGGCGACGGUGGCGGCUCCGAGGGAGAGUCCGAGGAUGAGGAGCAGCGGGUCUGGUCGCACAUUUCUGUCCUCGAUUUCUUGUUAGGCGCGUCGGAGGACGAGGACGAGCAGCUCCCGGGGCUGGUGCUCUUCCCGUCGACGCAUUCGGCCGUUGGACGGGCGCGCCAAGAUGCGCGCCGGCUGCGCGAGGGGCGCCGUGUGCUGCUGCGCGGCCUCUGCGGCGACUUGUGCUCGCUGAACGGCCGCACGGGGGUGCUGCAGGAGCAGCUAGGGGAGGGGCCGCUAGCGCUGGCCGAGGGGGAGUGCGUGCUCAUCUGCGGGCUGCGGCGCCGCGCCGAGCUCAACGGGCAGCGCGUGCGGAUCGGCAGGCGCGUGCCUGCUCGGGGCCGCUACGUGGCGGUCCUGGACAGCGGCGAGGCGCUCUCGCUGCGCCGUGCGAACCUGUCGUCUCUGCAGUGGUGCGUCGAGCUCGAGCCGGGCGAGGCUAGGGGCGAGGAGCACGCCAAGCUCGUGAGCCUGAGCGCCGCCAACCUCGUCGCCACCGCGGUGCAGCCUCACGGGCGCGUCGUCCUCCGCGCGAACGCCGCCCAGCCCGUUGCGGAGGGGCAGCCGCUGCCGCCCGCUAUGAGCCAGGAGGGGAGGCGCGGCUGGCGCUGGUGUGGCGUGGCGGCCUCGCGCCUCGCGGGCGGCUGGUGGCGGGUGAGGCUCGAGGGGGGGGUCGGGGACGUGCGCGUGCGGGAGCGGCACUUGUGGGCGGCGCCGCCGCGGCUGCCGUGGCUCACCUACAUGAUGUCGGCGAGGACGUGGUCGGACGUGCUGCGCGUGCAAGCUGGCCGACGGUCGCGCCUGCGCCCGCUGCUGGCGGAGUGCGAGCAGACCACGCAGCAGCAGGGCUUCCAGCACUCAAAGGUGGCGGUGCGGCGCUGGCGCGACGGGAGCGGCUACCUCUACCUCGGCUCGCACAACUUCUCGCCGGCCGCCUGGGGCUCUCCGCGGCUGCUCGCCACGGCGAGGAUGCACGUCGGCGGCGGCGGCGGCGAGACCGUGCUCUGGGUGGCGAGCUACUGCGAGGGGGUGCUCUGGGUGGCGAACUACGAGUGCGGCCUCCUCCUCGUCCACCCGCCAGGCGACGCGGCGCCGGUCGGCUUCUGGGACGCGCUGCAGGCCCGGCUCGGCUUUGCUGCCAGCGGCAGGACGCUCGACGGCGGCGGCGUCGGCGGCGAGGACGGUAGAGGCAGUCCGACAGCGCGCCCGUUCACGCAGGCUGACUGCAGGCUCCUCGCGCGCGAGAUGUACGUGCAGGCGGCGGCCGAGGCCGAGGCGGCGGCGGCGGAGGCGCAGGCGGCGGCCGUGCCGGCGGGGGCGGUGCAGCUAGCCGAGGGGCAGCAGCAGGCGCGGGCGGCGGCCGCUCACGCCGACGGCACGGAGGCGAUCGCGGAGCUGAACGACGAGGCGCGCUACGAGGUGGUUGGCGUGGCCGAGGCUGUGCGCUGGCGGGCCUCCCUCCCUGAGGGCCGCGCGGCGCAGCACAGCUACGCGGAGGAGCGGCGGGAGGAGCGGGCGGAGGCGCUGCUCUUGCCGUUGCAUUGGCCACCGCCCACCGGCCUGACUGCGCCUUUUUGA
Emiliania huxleyi CCMP1516 is the source of this 3096-nucleotide messenger RNA. RefSeq lists its product as hypothetical. Bases 1 to 3096 code for a protein of 1031 amino acids. The record is from RefSeq and is a predicted model, not a curated record. Lineage: Eukaryota; Haptophyta; Isochrysidales; Noelaerhabdaceae. Gene Ontology annotation, cellular component: nucleus. The transcript is spliced from 7 exons. Gene Ontology annotation, biological process: DNA repair. Gene Ontology annotation, molecular function: phosphoric diester hydrolase activity.